Messenger RNA from Hypoxylon trugodes, 2489 nucleotides. RefSeq names its product glycerol kinase. Gene Ontology annotation, cellular component: mitochondrion. The record is from RefSeq and is a predicted model, not a curated record. Lineage: Eukaryota; Fungi; Ascomycota; Sordariomycetes; Xylariales; Hypoxylaceae. Gene Ontology annotation, biological process: triglyceride metabolic process; glycerol-3-phosphate biosynthetic process; glycerol metabolic process. Gene Ontology annotation, molecular function: glycerol kinase activity. The transcript is spliced from 3 exons. The coding region runs from base 561 to 2489 and encodes 642 amino acids.
UAUUAUAUUAUUUAGCAUAGCAUUGGCAUUGCACCAAAAAUACAAUACGUAAGUGCGACAUUGUGCGAUCGGCCUGUCCUUUAACCUACCUUACCAAUAUGAUUGUCCCCUUCACCACCACUACCACUGCCAUUGCUUCCAUUACUUAUUCCUCCUCAUCCUACUCCUACCAUUCCUCCCUCUUUCCCUUCCCCUCUCCUCUUUCUUCUCCCUUUUCUUUCUUCCAUAUCUUAAACAUCCUGAACACUUCUCGUAAAACCAACAUCACUAGUACGCACUGCCGCAGACGCUUUGUCACUCUCGUCCACUCUACUCCUCACGCACCAUCCCAAACUGGUCUCCCAAGACAACCUAGAAAGGUACCCAGGCUACCCCAUAUCAGACGGCAUCCUAUCGUAACAAACGAUUCGGCAUCCUUUAAGCCGACCGCACACCAUCUCGAUCUCGACCCAAAUUGCUAGGAUAAGGCUAAAUUGCCUCACCUCGACUCCUCCCCAGCCCCGUCAGCAAACAUUCCAAAUUAUUAUAUCGACAGUUUCAGCUACAUCGACCGACACGAUAUGGGAGAUCAUCGUGCAACCAACGGAGUAAAUGGCGCAUCAGCCAGUCGCCCUCUAACGAAUGGUCACACCAACGGUUACACCAACGGUUACACCAAUGGUAAUACCAAUGGUUAUACCAAUGGAAACGCCACCACCACCACCAAUGGCCACGGUCGCACAAAUGGUUACACGAAUGGCUAUACCAACGGUAGCAGCAAUGGAAACCACAGUAAUGGCCAAACCAAUGGUCGCACCAAUGGCUAUUCCAAUGGAAAUGGUAACGGAACUGCAAACGGUGGCAGUAGCAGCAACAGCAGUAGCGGCGGUGGUGGGCUAUGGAGCCAUCGCAGAGAGUCGGAAUGGUUUAUUGGCAGUAUAGACCAGGGUACCACAUCAUCGCGAUUCUUAAUUUUCAAUCGGGAAAUGGACCCUGUCGCCAGUCAUCAAAUUGAGUUUGAGAACCACUAUCCUGAGUCGGGGUGGCACGAACAUGACGCGCUCGAAUUGCUGAGCUCAGUUGAGUCAUGUAUCGAGAGGGCAAUGGAGCAAUUUACCUUUAAGGGAUACAAGAAAUCCCAAGUAAAAGGUGUAGGUAUUACUAACCAGCGAGAAACGAUCGUUUGCUGGGACACAAACACCGGAGAGCCGCUAUGCAACGCCGUCGUUUGGCCCGACACCCGUACCAAAGAAAUUGUGCGGGAAUUAAAAAAUUGCCCGGGGGCACAUCAAAUCCCCGAGAUUUGCGGUCUACCCCUAAGUACCUAUCACUCCAGCGUGAAGCUUGUGUGGCUGCUGCAGAACAAUCUCGCAGUGCGCCAUGCAUACGAAGAAGGCCGCCUCGCAUUCGGAACCGUAGAUAGUUGGCUGAUUUACCGCCUCAAUGGUAAGGAUAAUAAUGUCCACGUUACCGAUACCACAAACGCCAGUAGGACCAUGUUCAUGAACUUGCAUACCCUGCAAUACGACGAAAGGCUGCUCGCCUUUUUCGGUAUUGACCGGACCAAGGUCGCACUACCCAAGAUUGUGCCCUCAUCGGACCCCGAAGCUUUUGGAAGCAUCGCCAACGGCGCCUUGGCCGGAGUAAAAAUUGCCGGAUGUCUUGGUGACCAGUCCAGUGCUUUGGUCGGCCAAUGCGGAUUCAAUCCCGGACAAGCCAAGAACACGUACGGUACCGGAUGUUUCCUCCUGUACAACGUAGGCAACAGACCUGUGCUCUCCAAGUAUGGCCUAUUGGCCACGGUCGCGUUUGACUUCGGCAAGGGCCGGAAACCUGUCUACGCCCUAGAAGGCAGUAUAGCGGUCGGCGGUUCCGGUGUGAAGUUUUUAAUGAACAAUCUAGGAUUCAUCAGAGACUCAACUAAGGUCGGUGAAUUAGCGGAGAGUGUUAAAGACAACGGUGGUGUGGUAUUUGUCACUGCCUUCAGCGGUCUUUUUGCGCCUUACUGGAUUGAUGACGCAAAAGGCACCAUUUUUGGUAUAACCCAGCACACGCAACGAGGCCAUAUCGCUCGUGCGACACUGGAAGCCACUUGCUUUCAGACGCGCGCAAUUCUAGAGGCCAUGGAGAAAGACUCGGGUCACAAACUUGAGUCCCUUGCGGUUGACGGUGGUAUGUCAAACUCGGAUUUGACAAUGCAAACCCAGGCCGACGUCAGCAAUAUCCGAGUGGAGCGACCCGCUAUGCGUGAAACAACAGCCCUAGGCGCCGCCAUCGCGGCCGGCCUAGCUAUCGAAGGCUGUUGGAGUGAUCUUGACGAACUUCAGCGGAUCACACGUAAGAAGUCUGGCCGCAGAGUCUUUGAUCCUCAUGUUGACCGCAAGAGGGCCGCUCACAUGUACCGCAAUUGGGAGAGAGCAGUGGACAUGAGCCGCGGAUGGGUCCGCGACGACGAGGAUCACGAGGAUCAAUCUUCCAGACCGGACAUUUUGAGGAAGCCAACUUUGUAA